CAAGAACCUCAGCUCAUUCGAUGCCCGCCAUCGGAGCACGCUGGUCCUAACGUUUAAAUCGGCAAUCCGCUGGGAAGAUGUGCAAGUUCAGCAACCGCCUCUUCAUAUUCGCCCUGUUACUGGUGGCUCUUGAAGGUGUCCUUACCCAGCCACUUGGUGGAAGGGGUCAUCCUGGGAAGCAGAAAAAUAUUGUCAGUGAUCUGCUAGAGGUUUUAUACGACGACUAUAGCGAUAAUAGCUACCAGCAGGAGGAAAUCUUUUUUGAUCAACGACAAAAGGGGGCGGAAAACCUUCAGCUAAGCGUGGAUGGAGUUGUCAUAAGCAUGGCUCCGCAGAUGGGUUCCAACUGGCUCUACACAAUUGCAGAAUAUUAUCUCAGUGAAAUGAUGCUGCGUCAAUCCACUCCGGAACCGGAUGCAAAUCAAAUCUAUGAAAAGGAGAGCGUUACAGAAGCGGAUCCUAGUGCUGUAGAGGUUAUAACAAAAACUCCAGAUCCCCCCAAAAACGAUUUGGAGAGCAGGCAACAUCAGAUUAUAUCCCCACAAAGCUCCAGUCGUACGCCUGCUCAACUGCUCCAGUUGCUAAAAAUGCUGAAAACGUCUCAAGUUUAAUAACAUAAAUUCUAGAUAAAAGCGUGUAAUUUAACAAAAUAAAAUGCAUAUUCUUGUAUACUAUUCAAGUUUUUCGGCGGUAGCUAAUAUAUUUACAUAAUUGAUGCAUUUAAUUUGAAUUUUAAUUUGAAUCUCUGCCAGUGCAACCCAUUUAGUUUUGAGAUACUAAUGGGCAGUACUAAAAAUGAUGGCAGUUGGAGACGUUAUCGAUUAUGUAAAAUGUGAAUAUCGUAGAGUAAGAGCUGCCAACUUCUUUUUUAUAAGCAAAAUGAAGCUCCAGAAAAUCGUAACGACUCAAAAUGAAGCUCCAGAAAAUCGUAACGAGAAUUUUACGUGCUGAUUUCUUGCUAAGAAUGUGUAUAUCGAUACAUCGAUAUUUUUUUACGUUAUCAACCGCCCCCCACAUCGAUAAGCAAAAUAUUUUGAUUCUGAAGUCCAGCUUUGGCAUUACUAAACAAAUUUUUACCUUAAAAACUAUAAAACAGAGUCAGCCCUAGAUCAGAUCGUGAGUUGCAACAAUUGAAGUCGCGAACCUUCAGGAACAUUCGGUGCAGAGGGUAUAUAAACGACUGGCCAACCGAACUGGUGCACAUACCGAGUACCACCUUCGAAGAAACCUACGACGCAGUAGGCGAGAGCAAAAAAAAUCUGUUGAACAAGUGAAACAAAUUCCCUGCAACCAUAAACAAAUCAACUGCUGAGCUAAGCGAACGAACUAAUAAAAACUUUACGAAAAUGCCGGAAAAACUAUUGAAAAUCAGC
Drosophila ananassae is the source of this 1373-nucleotide messenger RNA. RefSeq lists its product as uncharacterized. The coding region runs from base 78 to 611 and encodes 177 amino acids. NCBI's taxonomy places the organism in Eukaryota, Metazoa, Arthropoda, Insecta, Diptera, Drosophilidae. The transcript has 3 exons. The record is from RefSeq and is a predicted model, not a curated record.